UCCUCGCUUUUAACGGUUUUAAGGUUAUUUUUCAGUUUCCGGACUAGUUUGGUCAUCCAAUCAGCAAGCGAAUCCUUAGAGGUCAAAGGUAAACAAACCGGAAGAUCAACAUAGCAACAAAGGCAUCAGUUUGGUUGAAGCCCAGCUGGUUUUAGAAAUGUUCUCAGUCCUUUUCUUUUUCCCUGUAAUGAUUCGCUGCUGCAGCUCUGCUUUGUCGCUUCCGGACGUCCCGAACAUCGCCGCUCAAUUCGGCACCAAGACCCGCUACGAGGAGGUGAACCCGCACCUGCUGCGGGAUAUUUUGUCUGUCAAUAAGUCGGUUCUACUAGCUCCUAACAUCGAGGGCUGCUCUCCAGUUCACCUGACCGCGGUCGUCAGGCACGGCAGCCGGUACCCGACCGUCAAAAACGUCCUCGCGAUGCAAAAGCUCAGCGAGUUGGUUCGGAGCCAAACCUCGCAAGACUCCACCGGCUGGAGGCGGGACAUCCUGAAGCGAUGGGAAAUGUGGUACACCGACGACAUGGACGGCCAGCUGGUGCACAAGGGCAGAGAAGACUUACGCCACCUAGCGAGACGUCUGUCUGUGCUGCUGCCAUCCUUGUUGGGGGAGGAGCCAGUGCGUGGGGGGCGUGUUCGCCUGCUGACCAGCUCCAAACAUCGCUGUGUCAGCAGCGUGGAGGCUUUCCAGGAGGGACUUCACCAUCAAGCCAACCUGCCACAUGUACGCUACAGACACCAAGUGGACGAUGAGCUGCUGCGUUCCUUCGAGCGUUGUCGUGGUUACGUGGAGGGCGUGGAGAACAACCAUACAGCGCUGGCAGAGGUCAAGAAGUUCAAACACGGAGAGGAGAUGGAUAGUGUAAGGAAGAAGGUGGCGGAGAGACUUGGCCUUCCUCAGGACAGCUUCACACCAGAUCUGCUCGAGGCAGCGUUUUUCUUGUGCUCCUACGAGCUGGCCAUCAAGUCCGCACACUCGCCCUGGUGCCUACUGUUUGACCAAGCUGACGCAGAGGUGCUGGAGUACAAGUCGGACCUAAAUCAGUACUGGAAGCGUGCGCACGGUCACGCCAUCAACAGCAUGUCCAGCUGCCCGCUCUUUCAUCAUGUCUUCAGGACCCUCGACAAGGCCGGACGACCCCGCAGGUCCACUGAGGCGUCACCCGAGCCCGCCUCCAUCCUGAUUGGCCAUGCAGAGACAAUCCUCCCUCUCCUCUCCCUGCUGGGUCUUUACAAGGAUGAGGCCCCACCCACUGCAGACAACUACCACACACAGCAUGGUCGGAGUUUCCGAACCAGCAGGAUUGUCCCGUACGCCGCCAACGUGCUCUUCGUUCUCUACGACUGCCAGCGAGGACCCCGACUGCAGCUGCUCAUCAACGAGUCUCCGGUUCGAUUCCCAGGGCUGUCGGCAGAGGACGUACCUCUGUACCGUGACGUCCGUGCAACGUACCGCCACCUGCUGGACGGCUGCGACUUCCACAAGGAGUGCCAUGGCACGUCCGGCGGGCGAGGACCCAACACCGAGCUGUGAUUUGGCAAUGAGCCAAUCAUCACGUUGCAGGACCCACUGCUGAAGAAGCAGUUAGGAUGCCAUCUUGGAAUGGCAAGCUACAUUCACAGUCCCGUUAUAAAGCGUUUGUGCGCGAGGGCCAACAGGUGGCGUCAUAAAUGGGCGGGGACUCAAUUUGACAUUAGUUUUGCUUUUGGAAUGGUAAGUGUGACAGAGUGGUUUCACUGAGAAUUGUCUGUUCGUGACUGACAGCGUGAAGACAUUUUCUCUUGAACUCAGAUGUACUUAAAAAAAACAAGUGUUUAUUCCAGCCUGGAAACAUAAUGUCUGACAAGAAGACAUUGGAUCCUUCCAGCCUAAGAGUUUAUAACUUAUGUGAUAUGAUUGACAGUUUUCAUGACUUGUUUACUAAUCAAUAACAUUAAGUUGGAACACACUUAAGGACUUACCAAAAUAAAAGCUCCCCGAAGAAGCUUUGCGUCUGAGGCAAGUUUUUCAGAAUUUUACAACAAGUGCUAAUAUAGUGUCCCCUAAAUAUUGAACGAGCUGACCAUGAGGGCUUUAAAGAAAAAAAGUUGGCACAAAAAAGCUAGCAGUGCAAAGCCUGAUGGCAUCAACAGGAGGGAGUCGGGCGCCUGUGUUUAGUCCAGAGUGGCGUGCAGCAGGGCUCCGUGACCGCCCGCCGUCUUGGAUUUCUUCAUCUUAGCGAUGGCCCUCUGCAGGUCAGAUAUGUGGAUGGGACGAAUGAAAUCCUCUGACGGGCUGAAAGCGACAAAACGAAAAAGGAAGACGUUGCGUAACUCCGAACGUUGCAGUAAUGCGUCCGUUCGGAGGAGUGUGCACUGACCUGUCGUCAUGAAGGUGCACAAAGUCUCGCACGCACAGCAGAGCGGCAUCGCGACACAUCUCUCUCAGGUCGCUUCCUGAGAAGCCCUCCGUUUCCUUGGCCACCUCGGAAAGCUCCACGUCCUCAUCCACCUGCGUGAGUGCAAACGG
Messenger RNA from Dunckerocampus dactyliophorus (ringed pipefish), 2506 nucleotides. RefSeq names its product multiple inositol-polyphosphate phosphatase 1b (gene minpp1b). Gene Ontology annotation, molecular function: acid phosphatase activity; inositol phosphate phosphatase activity. Bases 158 to 1531 code for a protein of 457 amino acids. Lineage: Eukaryota; Metazoa; Chordata; Actinopteri; Syngnathiformes; Syngnathidae. The record is from RefSeq and is a predicted model, not a curated record. The transcript is spliced from 7 exons.